AUGCGCCAGUCUUUACAUACUUGGGGCACUAUCUCCAUCAUGGAAGGCGACAUGGGACUAUUCUUCGUCUAUCCAGAGGUACCUGGCAUGAAUAAACUGCUGGAGGUCUUUCCACGUAUCGGCUGCACCGAGGGGGCGGAUCCUUUCUGUGGUAGACGACUUGUGAGCCAUGCUCUGGCCGCUGGCUUGGCUCAAGACGAUGAGCAUCCCUUCGAGAUGUCCAUGUCAUCGCAACUGACAACCUCUCGUAUGCACCGAGCAGGUUUGGCUGCUGGGUUCGACAACAUUUUCGAGACGAACAUGAAAGACCCCGAGCUGAUGCGUUCUGCUGGCCUCGAUGCCGAGACUGUGUCGUUGAUUCGUGAGAAAGUAGUCGGCAGCGGAGGAAUCCCCCAACCCGAGGAUCCUUCUGCAAAGAAGCCGCCCGUGCUGGGACUAGCCCUUACAGCUAAGCUCUGCGUAUUGACCUGCAGUGGUCUCAGGAUGGCAGACUUCUUGGAAGACCUCAUCGCCGGCCGCAAUGUUCCCGUCCAUUGGGGCAUGAACUUCACCAAAAUUCACAACACUCCCGGCCCAGCGAUCGACCCGACCAAGGUCACCUUCCCGUCCCAUUACACUGUCGUCGUCAUCGGCGCAGGCAAAGGCAUUGGCGACAUCAACAAGGACGUUCAGGUCCUCGCCAUCACCGCCGAUGCUACGGAUCCUGCCAGCUAUGUCAACAUUGCCAAAGCAAUAGAGACCGAAUUCGGCGGACGUCUGGACUCUCUUGUGUACAAUGCUGGUGGUGGUGACUCUGUUGGUUUCGGCGCAAGCAAAAUUCAUGAGAUGAAUGUGGCAGACUUUGCUCAAGUUACUAAUCUCAAUUACCUUGGAGCUGUCUACGCUGCGAAGUACUUGAUCCCGUUUCUGCUGAGGGGCGGGGGUAAAACCAUUGUCAACAUCACAAGCGGAGCUGCGCAUAUGACCGCUUUUCCGCCAUACAGCUACAACAUCGCCAAGCUUGCGCAGAAUAGCCUCACUGAGAUCAUGGCGGGUAUGUACAAGGAGGAAGGGAUUGUUGCUGUGGCGGUGCAUCCAGGAAGUGUUGCGACGCCGGGCGUGAAGGAGAAGGCGCAAGAGAUCGUAUAG
Molecule: messenger RNA, 1128 nt
Organism: Fulvia fulva
Lineage: Eukaryota; Fungi; Ascomycota; Dothideomycetes; Mycosphaerellales; Mycosphaerellaceae
Product: Short chain dehydrogenase citE
Exons: 6
Coding region: 1-1128 (375 amino acids)
Source: RefSeq, a predicted model, not a curated record